This is a messenger RNA of Geosmithia morbida, 1671 nucleotides long. RefSeq names its product Thiolase, C-terminal domain. NCBI's taxonomy places the organism in Eukaryota, Fungi, Ascomycota, Sordariomycetes, Hypocreales, Bionectriaceae. The record is from RefSeq and is a predicted model, not a curated record. The transcript has a single exon. The coding region runs from base 1 to 1671 and encodes 556 amino acids.
AUGUCUUCGGACUCAGAGUCCGAGACCAGGCGGCCCAACGGCGUCACCCCCAUCGCCGGGACGCCGCCCCUUGAGCCCUCGACACCCCCAGAUGCGUCGCAGGUGACGCUACCCUCGACAGAGGCACCGCCGUCACCGACCAUCAUCGAAGCCAGCCAAUCCUUCCAAUCCGACAUCAUCGAUGGCAGCAGCGCCGUCGCCGCGGCAGAGGCAGCAGCAGCAGCCACCACCGUCAUCCCCUCAUCUCUCACCCCGCCGCCGUCGACACAGGUGCAGCAGCAGCAGUCGCACCAGAAUGGCACCACCGUCCACGACGCCCGUCUGUGUCGCCUGUCGCCGUCGCAGGAGUCGAGCUUCGUCUCGCCGCCAGCCACGGUGCACAACAACGUGCGGGACCGUGACCUGCUGUCUGAGUACAGCCCCCCCUCCGCGGCACAGAUGCGCGAGGCUUCGGCGGACCAGUUGCGUGCCAUGCUCACCAAGUGCAUCGACGAGAACAAGAGGCUCAAGAUGGAGACGGCACACCAUCGGCUGCAGUACAACCUGCUGAACCUGCAGGCGACCGAGGACGCGAAGCGGUCCGAGGUCGAGCUCGAGAUGCUGCGCAAGGAGAUCGAUGCCCUGCGCGACGCCGAGCACACCCGCCAGGCCAGGCACGAGCUCAGCAGCUUCGACGAGGCCAUGCAGACAAAGUACCUCGACGCCAAGGCCGACUGCGAGGAGGCCCUCUCUGUCAUCGACGGGCUCGAGCGCCGUCUCAAGAACGCCAAGCGCAUCAUCCAGGACAAGGACGGCGAGGUCGUCCUCCUCAUCGACGAGAGGGCCCGCCUGCUCAACCGCAUCCGAGAGAACAGGGAGCACACUAACAAGCUUCGCAGCCCCGGCGGCAUCUUCCACGCCGCCUCGAGGAACAGCCAGACACAGCACCAGCACCAGCACCAGCACCAGCACGAACCUACGCCCUCCUCUCACAAGCACCAGGCUGAGGCCCAGCCCCGCUCCCUCGCCGAGAACGAGAGCGGCCACGGCCUGUCCACCCUCAUCGAGGCCCUGAGCCAGGACAACAACAGCGAACCGUCCACGCCCGUCGCUUCGUCAUCGGCGACCCGGUUCAACCCCCGAUCAUCCGCCGCCACAGCGGGCCGACGUGCUGCGAGCGCCAAGCGCCACACCCGCAACGCCCAGUCGAUGUCGUCCCUCCCUACGACGCCUAUAUCCCAGCCCCGCGGGCCCCACGCCCUCCUCCUACCCUCCGCCGACCUGGUCCCCCAGACGGAGCCGCCGCAGUGGCAUGACCAGAGGCAGGAACGGCGCGGCGCAAAGCGUCGCGGCAGCCGCGAAAGCACAAUCUCGGCCGAGGCCGGAGACAGCGAAGGGUCAUCAGCCAAGCUGGCAACCAGCCGGCACCGCCACCAGGACCAGGAUACGGACGUGUUUGAUAGCCAGGCCAGUCGGGCCGCCACAGAGCUCCUGCGCCGCCAGAGGAGUCUUGACAUGAAGGAGGCUGCCGACCGUCACGACGGAAGACUCCUUUCCGACCUACGCAGCGACGUCGAUAAGCGCCGGGGCGCGGAUGAUGAUGGUCAGGGAAGUCCGCUGAAAAAGUCGAGGGUGGGUGGUGGGACGCUCGAGCAGAGGCGGCUGGGUCUAGGAAUACAACACGGCCAAUGA